ACAAAGCGUGGGUGAACGCGGAGCGCAGAGUCAGUGAUUGUCUUGGAAUGAGGGAGCGAGUGAUGCCAUUUGGACGGUGCCAAGACCCAGCCAGAGUGACCGCUCCUCCUGCUGCUUCUGCUGCUGCUGGCGCACGAUUCGUCUGAAGCUCACCUUUAUUAAAAAAGGAGUUUCCAGGAGUUUCAUUGGAGAAAUAGCCUAGUAGAAGAAGAAAUACUGGCGGGAGAUAGUUGGUCGUAGAAGGUUGACCCGACCUCCACUUUAACAGCAGCGAUGCGAUUGAACUUUACCACCAGUUGGAUAUUUCAGGGUUGGAUCACCUUGUUCGUGUUGGCCCUUUACGCACAGAAAACCUUCGCUAAAUCCAUCCAGUGUGGGCUUAACCAGUACCAAAUCAAAGGAUCGAAGUGUUGUGACCUGUGUGGACCAGGUUUCCGAUUGAAUAUUGAGUGCAGCGGCUCAAAGGAAACCAAAUGUUUGAGGUGUAGUUCAGGUGAAUACCAGCCAGGAUGGACCCAGGAGAAGAAAUGUCUCCCGCUGAGUACCUGUGAUAAGGGAAAGGGCUUCAUGCCGCGCCCUGAGAACCCGCUGGCUGAGGAGCCGUGUAGAUGCCGGCCCGGCCUGCAGUGCUCACUCAUCAACUGUGAGUACUGCGAGGCCAUGCCCACCUGCGGCCCCGGCUCCGGACUGGAGCCUGACCUCGAGUCAACCACAGGGCGGAGGGCCUGUGCUCCCUGUAAGAGAGGCUUCUUUUCAAACGACGAGAACCAGGAACCAUGCACACAGUGGAUGAGCUGUAAGAGCCUGGGGAGAAGUGAGCUGCAGCCGGCCAGCCCCAAGAACGAUGCCGUCUGCGGACCCCUUGUCACGGGUGGGGCCACCUCCUGGGUGAUUGUGUCGGUGCUGUCCGUCAUCACCGUUCUCUCUCUGCUCAUACUGCUGCUCUUCUGCUAUAAGGACAAGCUGAAGCUGCUGUCUGUUAACCUGCGAUCGUGCAUUCAGAACCUGAAGAGAACGAGGAUCCAACAGGAAACUCUGGCCCCGCUCUACCACAGCGGAGCCCGGACAUUGGGGGCCGGGGCCACAGAGGUGGGCCCCGGGGAGUCCAACUUCAUCAUGUGUGAGACCACCAAGCUCAUCUGCCAAGCUCCCCACUCGCUUCCCCCGGAGCCCCUGUACCCUGGUCUGACCCACAGCCCCUCCGACGACGCCAAAGUCUCCAUGCUCUGCACGGCUCGCACUGAGGUGUCCGACCAGGAACGGGAACAGGAAGUGAUGUCGCCGAGGAGGAAGCUGGCCGCCGAGGAAGGGAGUGAGCGGUCGGGAGAGCCCGAGGAGGUGUCCGACGACGAAGGAGGAGGGGAGGAGAAGCCCCUGGAGGUGGGGGAGAACGAGGACUGCAGCCAGGCGGUCAGCCACGAGGCCCUCAGUGCCUGCUCCUGUGGUGGGAGGGGGCAGGGCAGAGGGAGGGACCACGAAGUGCCGAGGAGGAGAGAGGAGGGGUCGGAGGUCACGAGCAGAGCCAAGGGCGGCGGCGGCGGCGGUGAGAGCAGCGAAAGUUCGGGCUCCUCUCUCAUCCACCCUGGUACCCCCACCGUAAGGGUCCCAUCCAGCCCAGUCCCCCCACAUACCCAGACCCAGACCAGGACCCGGCCGGAGCACAAACCCCACCCUUCUGAGAGGCCACACGUGCAAAGUCUAGAGACUAUUAGACUGACGAGCAUGGACUCUGACUCAACGAAAACAAGCGCACCCUCCAAAGCGUUCGUCCCUUCAUCGCCCCCUAAACCCGUCCCCCUCCUGAUGUCCCCACUGCCCGCCGGAGACCUCUACCUAGGGAAGACCCACGAGGCCCCCAACACACCAGAGUGGAGCCAGGGAGUUUCCUGGGGGCCCAGUGGAGGGAAUAAGCUCCUCUCUGGGGGUCUGGAACUGGAGUGCCCCCCUGAGAGUCUCCAGAGUCAGCUGGCUGAACCAGCCCCUACCUCAGGUCAGGUGACCGGAAACCACAACACCACCUUCAUCUCCAACGGCCAGGUGAUGAACUUCAGCGGCGACGUCAUCGUCGUCUACGUCAGUCAGUCUUCGGUGGGGGAGGAGGAAGGGGCGGAGCCUGGCGCGGCCUUCGGCAGCCCCGUCCAGGAGCAGGCUAACGACUUGCUCCGGAGCUGCCAGCGCCAACACCAUGGGACGCCGGGGGACUCCAUUACCCAGAAUGCCUGCCAUGCUAGCACCCUGCCAGUCCAGGAAGUGAUGGCUGAUUGGUCGAGAGGGAAGUGAGGCAGGACUUAUGAUGGCCCUGACCCCGAUUUUAGUUUUCAGUUAUGAGAGAACUAUGUUUUAUUUUGUAAUGUUGAUGUCUUUCUGUCCUCUUCUUCAUCUUCCAAGGGGUUUUGGAAUAAGGGCUUUUUUUUUCUUCUCCAGGAAAGUAAUUCUCUUUUGAUUCAUAAUCAUAUUUAUUAGUUUGUAAACUGAGACAUUGAAGCAAGGCUGUAUUCAUAUCCCCAAGGGUGCCUCUGCACUGAAGCUCAUAGCUCACACACACACACACACACACACACACACACACACACACACACACACACACACACACACACACACACACACACACACACACACACACACACACACACACUACGACCACCCCCGCGACCCACCCCACCCAUUAAACCCCACCUUAAGUACUUUUAGCUCCAGUCAGGAUGGCAUGUCAAAUCCAACAGACCAUACUCUCACACCUAAAAGCUGACUCACCAGUCCUGGGAGACAGCUCCAUACACACGUACUGCCAUUUCACUCGCAAAUCCCAAGACAAAGAAACCAUGUAUUAAAUCAUCCGAAUAGUGACAGUGGAUGACACUAGACUAUGGCAAUAUUGGUGUUGAAACCAGCCAAGCAAACACAUCAUACCAGUUAUGAUUCAUAAAUAAUAUUGUGACUGAUGAGGAAUAAGCAACAAUUACUUCCUACGGUAAUCAUACUGCAUGGCUGAAUCCAGGUUUCAAAAUAAGGCUCGCUAAGUGUGUCAGGCCACUUCCGAAACAAACACAUCAGGAAGCUGAGAAACCGACAGCCUAUUGCAGCAUCAGCUCUUGCUCACCAAUGAAACAAUCCAUCAUGACACUUAGCUUCUUGGGAAAAACGUGUAUUCCACUCUGAUUGGGUGGUCAAGAUCAGGAGAAUGUGUCAAGCAUUGAGUCCUACUUCUGUGGAGCCUGGCAUAAAAAAAAACAAAAAAACAAUUCAUACAUUAGAAAAUAAUGAUCACCCAUCAUGGAAGGCCCUUUUGCACUCAGGGGGGCACUGGCACUGGGCCAGGUGCCCAUAUGGUAGAUCUGAGUUUGCAUUGAAGCAUUAAACUGUAUCAGUGAUCUCGUCAUGGUAUCCGGCCCUGUUAUUGCAUGUUCCGAAAUAUCGAUAUUAUUAUUUUUUUUUGGAGAGUAGAGAAUCAUUAGGUUGCAAGGUAAUGAGGUAGACGGAGAAAAUAUGUUAAACGCAUCAACCUUGGACACUCAACACAUUGUCUCACCAUUUUCUUUCUACUGGCAAAUUUCUUUCAACAAAAACAGUAGUUGCUGAAACUUGAUCCAACCAAUUCUGAAGACAGUGCCAUUCCUUUUCCAGCCGAGAGUUUAACUUUUUUUUUUACUUAUGAAAUCUCCCGUAAAUCCCCUAAAAACGAUGGGAAAGACUGAAAUGUUGGAUUGCUUUUUUUACCUUGUGGAAAUUAUGUGUGUAUCAUCUUAGAUUGGUCCAAACUGUCCCUUUUCAAAUCUGGAAAACAAGCAGGUGGAAUUUGCACAACCGCUGUAGCAAAAUGGCAGUUCCUUCGUCCAUUUUGAAUGCUUUGACCUAAAGUGGAUGUUAUACCGAUUUUACAAUAAACUUGUUAUUAUUUUUUUGAAUAAUAAGUGGUUGAAUUCAAAGGAUAACCUAAACUUAAUUGCGUGAUAUUAUCGGGAGUGAUUGUGUUAAGAAGUUCUCUUUUUCCUUUUCUUUCCUGGUAUGGGUUGUGGGGUUUUAGGCAUUUCACGGUUAAAAGACACGUCCAUUUUUGGUACGAUACUUAUUUAUCCUUUGUUUUUGGUUGAAGGUUGUUUUUUUGCUUCUUUAGUAUUGCACAACACGUGCAGUUUGGUUGAAAGAAAAAAAAAUGCUGUGCAUUUGUUAAUCUUUAUUACAACAUUAUUCCAUGUGUACGUAUCAAUGAAGAAAGUGAUAAUGUCAUCUCUAUUGUUCAAAAUAAUUGUUGUUCCAAGUAAAUUGUCGAUGAUUUGUUUCAAGAUGCUCAAAUGAUGCGUCUGUAGGCCUACAUAUUUUAUAAAACAAAAGUGCAUUAUGAUCGAGUGAAACCAAAGAUAACAUGUUCCGUAUGUGCCAUUGUGUCAAGUUUAUCAUGUGGUUAAGGGGCGCCAUUAAUGGCAGACAAAGCACGAUUGUCAAAAGUUAAAAGCGAGUGUUCAACCAAGGCACACGUAGCCCCUCAUUUUUCCAAAUCAAAAGCGCAAUAAAAUA
Messenger RNA from Gadus chalcogrammus (walleye pollock), 4515 nucleotides. It is a transcript of the gene tnfrsf11a, whose product is annotated as tumor necrosis factor receptor superfamily, member 11a, NFKB activator. The record is from RefSeq and is a predicted model, not a curated record. Gene Ontology annotation, biological process: ossification; response to interleukin-1; multinuclear osteoclast differentiation. Gene Ontology annotation, cellular component: external side of plasma membrane. The transcript is spliced from 11 exons. Lineage: Eukaryota; Metazoa; Chordata; Actinopteri; Gadiformes; Gadidae. The coding region runs from base 274 to 2280 and encodes 668 amino acids. Gene Ontology annotation, molecular function: cytokine binding; tumor necrosis factor receptor activity.